Molecule: messenger RNA, 5113 nt
Organism: Monodelphis domestica (gray short-tailed opossum)
Lineage: Eukaryota; Metazoa; Chordata; Mammalia; Didelphimorphia; Didelphidae
Gene: AFF3
Product: ALF transcription elongation factor 3
Biological process (GO): regulation of gene expression
Cellular component (GO): nucleus; super elongation complex
Source: RefSeq, a predicted model, not a curated record
AGAGGAGCAGCUGUUGGGUUUUUUGCAGUGUGCACAGGGAGGGCGCCUGUCUCGAGUGAGUCACACACACACAUGCGCGCGCGCAUACACACGCACAUACACACACACACACACACACACACACACUCACACACCUCUCAGAGGAGAAAAGGAAGGCUGGAGAGAGGCAGAGGACAGCAAGCAGCAGCAGCAGCGGCAGCGGCAGUGAGGAGAGCCGCCAGUGGCGCCCCAGCAGCAGCAGCCACAGCAGCGGCAGCGGCUACAGCCUGGGUUGCGGCGGCGGCGGCAGCGCUGACACAUCGCGCUGACACAUCCCACCAUGGACAGCUUCGACUUAGCCCUGCUUCAGGAAUGGGACUUAGAGUCUCUAUGUGUCUAUGAACCAGACAGAAAUGUGUUACGGAGGAAAGAACGGGAAAGGAGAAAUCAGGAAACUCAGCAGGAUGAUGGCACAUUUAGUACAAGUUACUCCCUCUUCAGUGAACCUUACAAGACUAACAAGGGGGAUGAGCUCUCAAAUCGGAUCCAGAAUACUUUAGGCAGUUAUGAUGAAAUGAAAGACUUCUUGACCGACCGGUCCAAUCAGAGUCACCUUGUUGGAGUUCCCAAACCUGGAGUUCCACAGACCCCUAUGAACAAAAUAGAUGAGCAUUUCAUUGCUGACUCACGACCACAGCCCCAGCCUCCUAUCUGCAGCACCUCAUCUUCCACACCAGCAGCUGUACCCGUGCAGCAGAGCAAGAGGGUCACUAUGGGCUGGCAGAAAGUUGGGCAUCCCACAUCUGAUGGCCAGCAAAGGGCAAGCAAGCAUGGGCAUAGAUUGCUUGAUUCACACAAUAGUGACUUCAAAUCUGCUAACCAAAAAACCAGUAAUGAGAAACCUAAACACUGUGUCUCAAGCCCCACAUCCUCCUCCUCCUCCUCCUCUUCCUCCUCCUCCUCUUCCUCUUCUUCUUCCUCCAAUUCCACACAACCAGGACCUCCAAGGACCAUGCUUGGAGACACUGUCAGCAGGCAGCAGUCACGGUCCAAACAAAGCUGUAGUGUGGAAAUGGGUCUGCAACCCCAAGAAAGGACAUCUACCAUGUCUGCCAAACACAGCAGUGGUGGGCACUGUGUUCAGAACUUCCCUCCUUCUCUUGCUUCAAAACCAAGUCUAAUCCAGCAGAAACCAACUGCUUAUGUUCGGCCAAUGGAUGGCCAAGACCAGGCUCCUGAUGAAUCUCCUAAACUCAAGUCUUCAACAGAAACUAAUGUACACUGUACAUCCUAUAGAGGAGUACCUGUCAAUAAAGCAGAAUCAUCCAGGACCAAGUCCAAGCUAGCAAAAUUUAGCAUUCCCAAACAGGGAGAGGACAGUGGAUCAGGCGAUAACAGCUGUGUUGAAGAAAUAUUGCGGGAGAUGACCCAUUCCUGGCCUCCACCUCUUUCUGCUAUCCACACUCCUGGUAAAGUAGAAGCAAGCAAGUUUUCAUUUCCAAAUAAGGACUCUCAGCAUGUAUCUACUGGACACAACAAUCCAAAGAAAGGUGAUGCUGAGCCAAAGAGCCCGGACAAUGGUACAUCAAAUACAUCAAUGCUAGAAGAUGACCUUAAGUUAAGUAGUGACGAAGAAGAGAACGAGCAGCAGGCCGCACAGAGAUCUGCUCUCCGCGUUCUGUCUGACAGCUCGGUGGUGCAGCAGCAGGCCAAUAGCAGACCCUCGGGCCCCUCCAGCAAGGGGUCGAGCAGCGGCAGCUCCAGCAGCAGCAGCAGCAGCUCCAGCGACUCGGAGAGCAGCUCGGGCUCCGACUCGGAGAGUGAAAGCAGCUCCAGUGGGAGUGAAGGUAGCAAGCCUUCUCACUACUCCAGCCCUGAGCCCGAACAAGCUUCUUCCAACAAGUGGCAGCUGGAUAAAUGGCUCAACAAAGUGAAUCCCCAUAAGCCUCCACUCCUGAACCAAAAUGAGAGCCACGGGUCAGAGGGCAGCCAGUACUACAACCGGGGAAAGGAAGAAGCCCAGGAGUGCGGGAAAUUAACUACCCUGGGCCAGACAGGCCUCAGAGAGAAGGACAUCAAGGGCGCCUGCAAGGAGGAGCAAAGGCCUAGGACUGCUAACAAGGCCCCUGGGACUAAAGGGGUGAAGCAGAAGUCUCCUCCCGCCACCGUGCCUGCGCCCCCCGCGGCCGCCCCCACAGCACCCCCUGUCGUCCCCGCCACUGUCCCCGCUGCUCUCAACACAGGCCCCACUGGGGGCGCCCCUGCCGCUGCCGAAGUCACAGGUCCACCUCCCCCUCCCCGAAGGUCGGCCUGCAAGAAGCCCCCAAGGAGGACGACGACAACGACGACGACGACGAUAACGGAGAGGGCCUCAGCGGGAGAAAGCGCCAACUGUCACCGGCCGCCUGUCGAGGAGCUGGCGGCUAGCGAGGCGCUCCUGGAAAGCCCCGCCCCCGAACCCCCCAAGACAAGGCCCUGCGGCGGCGGUGGCGCCAGGACGGGCCACCGCAAAGAACUUCGCUCUUGCUCCUCCUCCUCCGCAGCGGCUGCGGCGGCGGCGGCGGCGGCAGCCGCGGCAGCCUGCGAGAAGCGCCGCACGCGGGGCCUGAGCAAGACGGCACCCAAGUCGAAGGAAUUCAUCGAAACCGAGUCGUCGUCGUCGUCGUCUUCCUCCUCGUCCUCAUCCGACUCCGAGCCGGAAUCGGAACCCGAGGACUAUCCAGGCCCCAAACCCCCGGCGGUGGGCCCGGCCCCCUCUUCAUCAACGUCUUCUGCCUCUUCCUCCUCCUCCUUCUCCGGGGGUGACCAGCGGCUCCGGGAGGGCAGCCUGGGCAGCGGCGGCGGCGGCGGCGGCGGCAGCAGCAGCAACAGCGGCAGCAAUGCCAACAAGGCCGUGGGCUCCAUCAACGCCAGGACCUCUAGCGACGCUGCCAAGGAGCUCGAGGAGCAGUUCUAUACCCUCGUCCCCUUCGGCCGGAACGAGCUGCUCUCCCCGCUCAAGGACAGUGACGAGGUGAAGGCCCUCUGGGUCAAAAUCGACCUGGCCCUUUUAUCCAGGAUCCCAGAGCCCUCACCACCGCAGGACCCCGCUGCCCUGGCCGCCCCCGGGGCCAAAGAAGCCGAUCCAGGCCUACAGAAUCACGCCCCGGACCUGCAGCCCGCCGAGAAGGGUUUGCCGAAGUCUAAGCGGAAACGCAAGUGUGAAAAUGAGGAGGAGUUUAGGGAUAUCAAGAAGACUCAGGGAGAGAAAGAGUGUUCCUCACGAUUGACUGCUUCCACCAACAGUGCUUCAUCAACAAGCCAUUGCCACUUGAACACCAGUAGCUUGGCAAUACCAAUAAAUAAAAAUGAGAAAAUGCUUCGGUCACCCAUUUCACCCCUCUCAGAUGUGUCAAAACACAAAUACUCCAAUGAUGAUUUAACUUCUUCCAGUAGACCUAAUGGCAGCGGUCUGUUCACUUCCAUCUCCUCCAGCAAAAAGCAUAAGAUGGAGAAUCAGUUGCAGCCCCAUUCUGGAGACCUUGCUAAAACAGUGCAUAACAGCUCUGAAAACAUUCUCUUCUAUAAUAAACCACGGCCCCAGACAGAACCAUGGUCACCAUUAUCCAAUGGGCACCGAGACUGCAGAAGACAAAAGCUCAUCUUUGAUGAUAUGCCACGCAGUGCAGACUAUUUUAUGCAAGAAGCUAAACGAAUGAAACAUAAAGCAGAUGCAAUGGUGGAAAAAUUUGGAAAAGCUUUGAAUUAUGCUGAAGCAGCCCUGUCAUUUAUCGAAUGUGGAAAUGCAAUGGAGCAAGGCCCAAUGGAAUCUAAAUCUCCCUAUACUAUGUACUCAGAAACAGUUGAACUCAUCAGGUAUGCUAUGAGACUAAAAACCCACUCGGGCCCAAAUGCCACUCCAGAAGAUAAACAGUUAGCUGCAUUAUGUUACCGCUGUCUGGCUCUCCUGUAUUGGCGGAUGUUUCGACUCAAAAGGGACCAUGCUGUAAAGUAUUCAAAAGCACUUAUUGACUAUUUCAAGAAUUCAUCUAAAGCUGCCCAGGCCCCAUCUCCUUGGGGCGCCAGUGGAAAGAGCACAGGAACUCCAUCCCCCAUGUCUCCCAGCCCUUCUCCAGUCAGCUCAGUGGGUUCUCAGGGGAGUCUCUCCAGCACUAGCACCCCUUCCCCAUCAUCCAUAAUUAGCAUUCCACAUCGGAUCCAUCAGAUGGCAGCCAACCAUGUCAGUAUCACCAACAGCAUUCUGCACAGCUAUGACUACUGGGAGAUGGCUGACAACCUCGCCAAGGAGAACAGAGAGUUCUUUAAUGAUCUGGAUUUGCUGAUGGGGCCCGUCACCCUGCAUAGCAGUAUGGAACACCUAGUUCAGUACUCCCAGCAAGGACUGCAUUGGCUCCGAAAUAGUGUUCACUCAUCGUAGUGAUUGUGUGCCAUUUAGCCGGACUGUGUAAUAAUCUCCCACGGACUGUUCAAUGAUUCUGGACACUGUGCUACCGUAAUUCUCAGUCACAGCAUUUAUCCAAAUGAAGGUGAAUAUUUCUUCAGCAUCGAACAAUGAUAUUUUUCCAGGGUGUGUGUGUAUUUGCAAGUGUGGGUGUGUCUGAAGUUGUCUGUGUAUGUUUGUAAAAUAUAUGCGGCUCUUCAGAAUUCAUCUUCCCCUCCUGUAGUCUCCAUAACCUUAGGCUAGGCAGAAGUGACAAGAAAUGUCUGAAGAGAGAAAAUGCACACAUAUAUACAUGCACGCACACACACACACACACACACACACACACACACACACACACCACAUAUGCUUUCUAGUUCAAUAUUAUACCUUGGAUUCUUAGAAAAUUCAGCCAAAAUCUCAUGGGUUAGUUAAUCAAGUGCAAUAAAGCACAUUGAAAGCUUGACUGCCAAUUUAGAUGCUCCUAGAACAUACAUUAUUGAUUUCUUUUUUCAGUCUUAAUGUACUGUCUCUUCCCCUCAUUUGCUGAUUGGUGUGUGUUAAUGAGUAAUUGAGAAAUGAAAUUACGUGUGUUUUUUGUGCAGGAAGUUUCAGUGGAUUUCAUGUUACCUUGAUUCCAUUUUCUGUUACCUAUCAUUCAGCCUUAUUUUAUCAUCUAAGAAUACAACAGUAAGCAAAAGAGAUUUUUCCUAA